CAAAAACAAAGCCUGAAACGUCGACUCAAGAGAAAGAGUGUAUCUACCAGAUACCCUGUGAAUGCGGAGAGUCAUAUAUUGGCGAAACCAAACGACCGCUAAAAAUAAGAGUUGGAGAACAUAAGAAACAUACAAUGAAGGGUGAAACGCAAAAAUCAGGUAUCGCAGAACAUGUGUGGACCAAACAACACAACAUCCAAUGGUCCAGAGCGCGGGUUGUUUACAGAGAAACAAUGAAAACAUCUUCAACAAUACAAGCGUGAUAUAUCAACAAUUUGGCAAUCUUUAAUAAGGCGCGCACCAAUGCUGGCGUUCUAGUUGAACAACUUCACGCUUGUGUACACCCGACUCCGUCGCCUAGUAUAUAAACCUUGUAGCCGUAGAAUUAAGUUUAGUUUACACUUGAUAACGGGUAGUGAUACAAUUGUCCGAAACGUUGUGUACGUUAAAAAUAAAGACAAUGGAAGUUCGACAUCCUUUUUGUAUUUCUGGGAAAUACAUAUUCUUAUGAAAUUAAAAUAAAAAAAUCACAUUUUUUUUUUAAAUAAAAAUCAAAGUUUGCCCAACCCUGUCUACCCUGCCUAACCAAAGUCUACAGAAUUAAGAUAUAAUUUGCCGCACUUCGCAACGCCGAUAGAUCGUUGGAGAGGGGUGGGGGGGCACCUUCCCGCCUAACUCGCAGUAGGUUGCCAGUAGGCGAAACAAGUGAGCGCGAUGUCUGUGACGUAUUGCGUAGUGGAAGGUUGUGGCAGUAAAUUAAAUGAGGGACUGUCUUUCUUUCGUUGCCCGCUAGACGAGGCCAGGUGUCGUGUUUGGAAAAAUAUACUUGGAUUUACGGGCAGUCAUAGAUACGCUAACAUAACGUUAGAACAAAGUCACAGUCGAAUAAGGAUUUGCGGUUUACAUUUCGGCGAUGACAGCUUUGCGAACGAGGCUCGAAAUCGCCUUCACAAAUUUGCAAUUCCUUCUUUGAAAUUGGGUGCUGGGUCCGCUUCCGACGAAGGAAACAAAAUUAAAUCCUAUAUUAGGAAAGAUGUAGGCACUCAAACUGAAAUUUGCACCGCAAGCGUCGGAUGCCAGUCAGAAUGUUCAAAUCAAAUAGACAUGGAUGUCAAUAUGAAGCUGGUGGCCAUCGUGAAAGAAUAUCCGAUGUUGUACGAUAGCAGCAUGCCGCAAGGCAGCGUGGAGCAAAAACAGGAUCUUUGGCGGGAAAUCACGCAAAGAUUGAAAGACGAACCGAAUCCCGACGCUCAAACUGUGUACGAGGUGAAACAACGCUGGAAGAACCUGCGGGACUCGUACGUCAAAGACGUCAAACUCGAUCACCUCAAACGGAAAAACAAAAAUAUAAAGACUUCAAGAAGGCCGUAUCGCUACAGCAAAUACAUGACGUUCUUACAGCCCUACGUUCUGAAAAAGGGCAGCAAGCUAACCCUGCAGCACCAAACGAAAGAGUCAGCCGUUUGCUCAGACGGUGAGAACCUGACGCGUAUCAAACAAGAACCCGACGAAGAAGUCAUGUUCGAAGAACCGAUCAUUCAGAACGAUACGGACGAAUCGUCUCAGAUGACGUUCGAUUCGGAUCCGACGACGAAUUCGUCGGAUCGAUUCGAAGAAAUCGAUUCGUUUUUCAAAGGAAUCGCAGACGUGGCCAAAACCCUUAGCCCUAUUAACCAAAUAUAUUUGCAACGCGACGUUGCCAACAUGGUUUUCGAUCUCAAACUGAAGGAACUUCAGAAGCGGGAUGCCGACAACGACAAGGAAGAUCAUACGACGUGGCGAUAAUGUUUUAAUUAAUAAAUAAAUAAGGUUAGAGUUAAGCAAUGUUUGUAAGAAAACUCUAUUCGAUCGAUUCCACUUGAAACUCAAUGGAGUUGGAAACUAAUAAUAACCUCCAAUUCUUAGAUAUCACACCUAACAUUGGGCCAUUGUGUUUACAGAAAACCUACGCACACAGACCGAUACCUUAAUGCAUUGUCGCAUCACUAUCCGACCCAAAAAUCAUCGGUUAUCAACAGAGUCGUAAAACUACCUCAGCCCGAGUUAUUGAACACCUUACCUCUGCUCUUCUCUCUAAUGAUUGCCACUGUUGCCCUUCCUAAACAUUGAAAACGUCAUAUCAAAGAAAUAUAACGUCAAAACCAGAUUUACCAUUUGUCCAAAAAUCUCUCGACAUCUUCGAUUUACCAAAGACAAAAUUCCAUUUGAGAUGCUAGGAGUUUAUACCAUUCCAUGCAUAUGCGGCAAAUAAUAUAAGGUUGUUCGGAAAGUCAUUUCGUUUUUUCCCGUCAGGGGACUUAAUUACGUUUUUUCGAAACCAACUUCACACUUAAGCCGCAUAACCAUUAUAUAUCUUGAGAGCUGAUAUUGCAAGGCUUGUGUGUGAAAAAGUUCUAUUAAUUCUAGGCAGUAGUUUUUGGUUG
This is a messenger RNA of Cylas formicarius (sweet potato weevil), 2423 nucleotides long. RefSeq lists its product as uncharacterized. Bases 715 to 1785 code for a protein of 356 amino acids. Gene Ontology annotation, cellular component: transcription regulator complex; nucleus. NCBI's taxonomy places the organism in Eukaryota, Metazoa, Arthropoda, Insecta, Coleoptera, Brentidae. The transcript is spliced from 5 exons. Gene Ontology annotation, biological process: regulation of transcription by RNA polymerase II. The record is from RefSeq and is a predicted model, not a curated record.